AUGGCCGUCGCAACCGCAACGGCAUCGACCGUCGGGUUCCACAAGCGCCUGUUAGCAUCACCAAAGGCCUCUUCAAGAACUAUUAGCCAUAACAGAGCCCUAACUCUCUCUUCUUCCCCACCUUUUUCUUCAAGGGUUUCUCUUUCAGCUUGUUCUCUCUCUCCCUUCUGCGGCGACUUCUCUGGCACUAAAAUCCGACCCGAGUGCCUCAAUCCAGCUUCAAUUUCGAGUUCCAAAGGCAAAAGAAGCGUUGUUACUAUGGUUAUUCCUUAUACAAGGGGAACUGCAUGGGAGCAACCUCCUCCUGACUUGGCAUCUUACUUGUUUAAAAAUCGGAUUGUUUACUUGGGAAUGUCUCUUGUUCCUUCUGUAACGGAGUUAAUACUAGCAGAAUUUCUUUACCUCCAGUAUGAAGACGAAGAGAAACCUAUUUACCUAUACAUAAACUCCACAGGCACAACCAAGGGUGGGGAAAAGCUGGGAUACGAGACAGAGGCUUUUGCAAUCUAUGAUGUUAUGGGGUAUGUCAAACCACCUAUAUUUACUCUCUGUGUUGGUAAUGCUUGGGGAGAAGCAGCCUUGCUUUUGGCUGCUGGUUCAAAGGGAAACCGUUCUGCUUUACCCUCAUCAACGAUCAUGAUGAAGCAGCCAAUUGGGAGAUUUCAAGGUCAAGCAACAGAUGUUGAACUUGCAAGGAAAGAAAUAAAGAAUGUAAAAGCAGAAUUGGUCAAUCUCUUGGCAAAACAUAUUGGAAAAUUGCCUGAGGAGAUUGAAGCAGACAUUAGUCGACCAAAGUAUUUUAGUCCAAAUGAGGCAGUUGAAUAUGGCAUCAUAGACAAGGUUGUGAACAGGAAACGCGUUUUGAAGGAGAAACAAGGCUGUGGGAAAGAGAAAUGCCGUGCUAUAGGCUAUGGCUACAAAAUUCAACGACUUGGCAAAAAAAGUGAGAAGAGAAACAACAGUUUUGCAAAUGUAUCCUCUUGCCAUUACCAUGGAAAUGAGGCCUUGAGGUGA
Dovyalis caffra is the source of this 1014-nucleotide messenger RNA. NCBI's taxonomy places the organism in Eukaryota, Viridiplantae, Streptophyta, Magnoliopsida, Malpighiales, Salicaceae. The record is from the annotation of a GenBank genome assembly.